Messenger RNA from Solanum tuberosum (potato), 623 nucleotides. RefSeq lists its product as uncharacterized. The record is from RefSeq and is a predicted model, not a curated record. The transcript has 2 exons. NCBI's taxonomy places the organism in Eukaryota, Viridiplantae, Streptophyta, Magnoliopsida, Solanales, Solanaceae. Bases 66 to 413 code for a protein of 115 amino acids.
UUGUCAUCCACUCUCUUCCUAAUUCCUCUCUCACUCUCUCUACAACAUUUUCUCUCUCUAAAAUCAUGGCAGCUACAACCACCACUAGUUGUGGCAGUUUUUUCAGUUUCCGGCCAAGUUCCGUUGAACCGAGAAUUCGGUCUUCCGCAGCCAGUACUACGUCUGGCUGCGGAAAAUUCGAUGGAAUGGCUAUGUGGUUGAUCAACGGUGUAUCCGCCGCGUUUUUCGCGUCGUUACAACGUUGCUCAUGUAUCCGCAUUGCUACUCAUGAGGAUGAAGGUGAAGAUGCUAAUGAUUUGCCUUUGAUGUAUAAUGAUGGCAAUUAUGGAAUUUCCAGCAGUAAUUCUUCAUGUAGCAGCAGAAGGCCAAUAUUGAUGACUAAAGGAAAGAAAAAUAAUGAAGCAUUUUAUUAAUUACCAUACAUUAUAAAAUUUGUUGUGUUUGGUAAUUAAUUAAGAAAAAAAAGAGCAGCUGGGAAAAAGUAUGUUGCUUGCUUUAUAUUAUUACUUCUACUAGAUAUAUAUGUUUGAAUAUGGAAUAUCAAUUUCAUGUUUUGUGAAUAUACUUGAAAGUUUUGAAAUUGUUACUUUCGAUUAUAAUUAAAAAUUAUGGUCCUUUUUGAA